Venturia canescens is the source of this 1069-nucleotide messenger RNA. RefSeq lists its product as uncharacterized. The transcript has 5 exons. The coding region runs from base 35 to 1030 and encodes 331 amino acids. Lineage: Eukaryota; Metazoa; Arthropoda; Insecta; Hymenoptera; Ichneumonidae. The record is from RefSeq and is a predicted model, not a curated record. Gene Ontology annotation, biological process: sensory perception of taste; chemosensory behavior; male courtship behavior. Gene Ontology annotation, cellular component: axon; dendrite; membrane.
GACAUGCUCGUUCGUCAUUGAUAGACGAGGUUCGAUGCUACCGGGAGAGACUCCGCUCAGUGUGAUAAUGGAUUACAUGGGCGUUGUACUCGGGUUUUUUGAAAUGGUGCUUGGACUGCUGCUCUUCCUCGUCUCCCAAAAUCGUAUAAAAUCCUUCCUGAAGAGCCUUCGAAAAAUCGAUCGAGUUGAAACGGAGCUAAUGAUGGAGGACGACGACUAUGAAAAGCAUUUCCAUCGACUAGCAAUCAGUCUGAUGAUGUUUGAUUGCUUCUGCCUCGUUCGAAAUAACAGCAAUCCCAUUGCCUUAAAAUCCAAUGACAUUCAUGUGAUUCUCUGGAUGUGGUACGGCCUCUUGGGACUUACACCCUCGAAUACGGUCAUUUUAUUCGUUUGGGUCGUCGCUAUUGUGCAAGGAAAAUUUUGUCGUCUCAACGGAAGAAUCAAAUCGUUUAUUGACAACGAUCUCAUUGCUCGUUCUCAUGGAACCGGUGGAGCGUCGUCCGGAAUUGUAGAAAAUCCAAGUUAUCUCUUUUGCCAAAAAAUCAACAUGGUUUCUCUACUACAUCGAGAACUGAGACACGCGAUUCACCUCAUCGAACAACACUUCGCUAUACUCGUAUUACUAAAUUCUGUCAAACUUUUAUUAAGCUUUACUAGCUCUGCUCACAUUACGUAUCGGUAUUUGAAGAAUCGUGAGUACUACACCUGGGACGAUUUGAUUUACACGUUACAUACUUCUGGCUGGGUGGCUACUCCGGUUGUAGUGAUGUGUGCAAUAUCCAAUGUCUGCGGAUCCACGAGAGAUGAGGCUAACGAUACUGGGAACUUGCUUCAUGCACUUUUGAAUGACUGCCAGAUGUGUGAUAACCUUAGGAAACUCCCGAAACUUGAUAUCGCUCUCCUCGAUCUCAUGCAAAAUAAGACUAAAAUGUGUCUCUUGGGAUUCGUUGAUUUAAAUUAUUUUUUAGUUUACAGUAUGACCGCAACCGCAGCUGGUUACCUUACAAUAAUGUUGCAAUUUUAUGAUUGAUAAGGAGCGAAUGAUUGUUAAGUCACGAACCCUCGUGGC